AUGUCUGCCUCCCUGGGUGGCGUCGUGAACCCGUACCUAGCAGCCGGGGCCGCGAUCCUCUUCGCCCUCAUCCUCACCGCCCUGAAGCCAAGGAAACAGCAACAACUCCCACCGGGAACGGCCCUCCCGCCGGGCCCGCAGCCGAAGCCCCUCAUCGGUAAUCUCCUGUCCAUCCCCCCGGUACACUCGUGGCUUGCCUUCCACGAACUCAUCAAGGAGCACGGCCCCAUCGUCCGACUCUCCAUCCCGGGCCAGGAGCACGUCCUACUCGGCACCGAGACCGCCGCCAACGACCUCCUCCGCCAGCGCGGGAACAUCUACAGCGACCGCCACUAUGCGCCGGCGUCAUCGCACCUCCUCACGGACGACCACAUGCUGCUGCUGCUCCCGUACGACGAGCAGUGGCGCAAGUACCGGCGGUUCCUGCACCAGGUGACAAUGUCCCCGGUCGCCCCGCUCUACGAGACGGAGCAGAAGAUUGAGGGCAUCCGCCUGCUGCGCGACUUGCUCCGCGACCCCAGCGACUACGAGGCACUCUUUGAGCGAUUCAGCGUCGGCCUGGGCCUACGCAUCAUCUACGGCCUGCGGCUGGAGAGCGGACAUGACCGGGACGCCAGGAUGAUUCUCGACAUCGUCCACGAGCUCGAGCGCGUCGGGUCGCCUGGAGCGUACUUGGUCGACCUGUUCCCGUCGCUCAUGUACGUGCCUGAGUGGCUCGCGCCCUGGAAAAAGUACCUCCGCGCACGACGCCGGCGCGAUGAGGAUUUCUUCCACGAGCUCAUCGACCGCAGCAAGUCGCCGUCGUGGGCGCGAAACUGGCUCGAGACGAAAGAGCAGUGGGGCCUCACGCGGCGCGAAGCGAACUGGAUGCUUGGGUCCGUGUUCCAGGCCGCAGCCACAACCUCUGGGUCGGCGCUCGCGUCAUUUGUGUUGUGCAUGGUGCGGAACCCUGGAUGGUUUGAGAAGCUUCAAAAGGAGGUUGACUCAGUCGUCGGGCCCGACAGAUUACCCACCUUCACCGAUAUUGCGGCGCUGCCUCUCGUGAGAGCGUGCGUCAAGGAGACGAUUCGUGUCUACCCCAUCACCGCCGGAGGAUUCCCCCAUCGUUUGACGGAAGACGAUACUUAUAACGGCUAUUUCCUCAAGAAGGGAACUGUGGUGCAUGCUGUGCAGUGGGCUAUCCAGCGAGACCCGGAGCAGUAUCCCGACCCUGAAGUCUUCAACCCCGAUCGCUGGUUGGAUCCGUCGUUCCCGACGUACAAGGAGCCUCUGACGCAGUACCCCAACCUGCAGAACUACUCGGCGUUCGGCCACGGCCGAAGAAUCUGCCAGGGUAUCAACAUUGCCGAGAGGAGUCUCAACCUUAAGAUUGCGAUGCUGGCUUGGGGUUGCAACGUCAACAGAGCCAAGAAUUCUGCCGGAGAGGAGAUGAUACCCCCCGUUUACAAUUUUGUGGAGGGUUUUAACGUCCAGCCAAAGCACUUUGAUUUUGAUCUGAAACCGAGAAGCCCUGAGAGAACGGAGCUGAUAGAGAAAGCGUAUGAGCAGUCACUGAAGGACGAUCCCCUCCUACAGUAG
Colletotrichum chrysophilum is the source of this 1578-nucleotide messenger RNA. RefSeq lists its product as uncharacterized. Gene Ontology annotation, molecular function: iron ion binding; heme binding; monooxygenase activity. The transcript has a single exon. Bases 1 to 1578 code for a protein of 525 amino acids. Lineage: Eukaryota; Fungi; Ascomycota; Sordariomycetes; Glomerellales; Glomerellaceae. The record is from RefSeq and is a predicted model, not a curated record.